Molecule: messenger RNA, 1032 nt
Organism: Armigeres subalbatus
Lineage: Eukaryota; Metazoa; Arthropoda; Insecta; Diptera; Culicidae
Exons: 3
Coding region: 702-1007 (101 amino acids)
Source: RefSeq, a predicted model, not a curated record
UUCGCCGCGUGAAGUUUUGUGCAAGUACCCAUUUGGGAAACUACAAACGCCGCGCAGUGUAUCAUAUCCAGAAAAUACAGAUACAGAUAAUACUUCGGAUGCCCCAACGGCAGAUCACAACCCCUGAAGUUUGCUGGUCAGUUCCUUUAUGCAACUGCUCAGUGCAAGGUGUUAAUUUAAAAUUUCCCUCACAGAAAAAUAAGCUACAUUAGAACGGGUAGAAGUUGCUCUUUUGUACCCUAAGAAAGCUGAGGAAAUCGAAACGGUCAUUGAUCCACCCACUGUAUGCACCUCGCUAUCAUAAUUACUGGCAUCAAAUCCCUCAGCCAACGAUCAACAUUCGUCGGAGCAUUUCCCAUCACAACAAUCGAGGUAUAGUGCGUACACCUUCCCAAGGGAAGAUUCCGGGGGAUGCUGUAUUUUUGAUUGCGUCCCAUAAAGUUGAAUAGUGGAACUACCAGGCGACAUAUAGCUGCAAAUCAAGCCACCCUAUUUCCAUCAUCCGCCUCCACAUCAUCAUUCAUCGACACAUGUCAUUCAUCAUCGCUAGCCGGUCAGCAAUAGUACGAGCUACACCAACCCUCCACCGAAUCAUCCUGCACCAAUUCACCAUACGACAGAACCGGUUCCAGUACAGAAAUUGAAAAAUCUGUGUGAUCCUCGGUCCUAGUGAUGAAUGAUUUCCUGGAGCUGCUGCUGAGAUGAGCGCCCAAAAGCGAAAUGCUUCAAAUUUAAAAAAAAUCCGUGCGAUUAUUGCUCUUGCACUACCUCCGCUAUUCGAAUUCCUGAAAAUCAGAAAUAUAAAAUUUCAUUACUACCGCAGUUUGGCAGAGUGGAGCCGGCCAGAAUACUCUUAUUGGUCCUCAACAGAUCCGAAGAAAAACAAUGAGAGGCGACCCAGCAGUCCACCCGAAGAAUGCAGUCCACUUUUGGAAUGCGGAAGUUUACCGGAUAUCAAAAUACACUGGGCAUAUUUGCAGAAUCAGCCUGGAAUCAAUUUAGGGUAAGACGGUAUAAUGCGCCCCACCUGGC